UUUUUCAUUGAACAUUUUAAGCCAGGGGAUCUUUUCUGUUUUUCUUCUUAAAAUGGAAUUCUUGGAGUCUGGUGUUUGGGAGAAACCCCGAAGUUCCAUCUCUCAUCCUUGGGCUGUCAAAAAAUUUUUUUAAAAAUUCUUCCCGGCUUCUUGUCACCAUUGGGAUUAUUUUCCAUUUCAUGAUCCUGAAAAAUCAAUGUGGUGUCCUUCUCUAGUUUCAAAACAUAUUGCUGAAAGUCUUCUGUUUAAUUUCCUAGAACUUGGCUUACUCUUCACCCAAGAUUCUCAAAUGAAAAAUUAGGCUGUUCUUUUUCUAAAUUCUGCUUCCAUCUUAUUUAGUUCUUAUUCAAUCAUUCCCAAAGGUUUGAGAUGCUUACAUUUCAUCUUCAUCUGUAAGAUCAUUUCCCUCACCAUCUGUAUUCCUUUGGCAAGGUUAUUUUGUAGGUUCAAGCCAUUUAAGGAGCCAUUGUAAGAAGUGGCUAUAAUCUUAUAAUUGGUGCAGUGACUAAAGAAUGUUAAAAGGGAAGGUUAAUCCGUGGUGGUUUGGUUCACUGGAUUAAAAUUUGUUGAAAAUGCGCUGCUUGUGGUGUUCACAGCUACCAUUUCUUCUAAUAAUUCCGCUUUUAGGAGCGAGUUGGUCGAACCAGAUAGUAUAUGCUGAAGCAUUAAUUGUUCUCGAAAGUGCCGCCGGGAACUGUCAACAGAAAUGUGGUUGGGUAGGGAGAUACCCUUUCGUUAGGUCACGUUCGGGUCCUCGCUCUGCUCAUAAACUGAAAGAUCCUGAUAGUUCUCCUUUAUUGCCAAAGAAUGUAUCAUCUUGUACUGCGACUUCAUCUCCAGCUCAGAAUUUGACAGCAGUAAGUUCUUCUGGCAAAGCAUAUAAAUCGAGAAAAACAAAGAUUGCCGAAUCAGUUGGUGGGGACCUGGGCAUACCUACCUUGACACCUUCAAAAACUGCUUAUUAUGAAAAAUCAAGAAAACCAAAGAUAGUUGUUGUAGUUGGUGCUUGCUUAGGUGCAACUUUGCUCGUGGUUAUCACUUUAGUACUUGUGUAUCUUUGUUUGAUGCGCAUCAAAAGAAUCGCUAGAAGAACAUCUGAGUCAGAAUCUUCUGCACCAUCUCUUACCGUUGACUGGACUAGAGAAAGUGGGUCCCCUCAUGCUGUCAAUGUACCUCCGUACGAGGCAAAUGUGAUGAAGUUAACAAUAGCAGAACUGGAGAAUUCUACAUCUAGUUUCAGUGAAAGUCAUGUUAUAGGUGAAGGUGGAUUUGGCUUAGCAUACAAAGGCUUGCUUCAAGACGGGUCUAUUGUGGCUAUCAAGAGACGCAUACAUGACCCCACUCAGACUUUUGUUCAUGAGGUCGAGAAUAUAGGUCGUAUCCACCAUAAGCAUCUUGUAAGGCUUAUAGGUUAUUCUCAAGAAAACCAUCAACAGUUGCUUGUCUAUGAGUUUCUCCCCAAUUGCAAUGUUGGGAAUCAUAUAUAUGACAGUGAAGGUCUUCCCAUAGGAAAGUUAGACAUCCGACAACGAUUGUCCAUUGGUGUUGGUGCAGCUAAAGGACUGGAGUAUCUACAUAGCUUAGUGCCCCCGUUCUUGCACAUGCACUUCAGAACACGCAACGUUCUUGUUGAUGAUCACUUUUCUGUCAAGGUUUCUGAUUUUGGGUUGUCCAAAUUAGUUGUUGAUUCUAAUCGUGCUGGAUCCUCAUCAGCUAUUGACUGCUUUCUUGAUCCAGAGCUGAGAUUGUCAAAUGAUUUUUUCGCAAAAAGUGACGUGUACAGUUUUGGAGUCUUUUUACUUGAGCUAACUAGUGGACGAGAAGCACUUGACAGGAAUCAGUCAGAACCAUCCCAGAAUUUAGUAAGACAGGCCAAGGCGAUGAGAAGUAUAGAUGACUUCGUUGAUGUAAAGUUGAGGGGAAAAUCAGCAGCUGCUGCAGUGCAGCGGAUCAUAAUAUUGGCAUUAAUGUGUGUAGAUACAGGUAGUAGAAGACCAACCAUGAAGAUGGUGUUGAGGGAACUGGAACUGAUCCAAGAAAGCGAAAGUGGCGAUGUUGGUGAGGGACUUAGUGUUGUAACUCUUGGAAGUGAGCUAUUUAAAUAGAAAACUUAGACCUCGAAACUCAUAAUAGUUAACGUUAACCGUCAUUCUUAUAUUGGAUUAGAAUGUGAUUGCUUCAGCAAUAGGGCGCAAAUUGGUUUCUUAAGCUAUUUGUACAAAAACA
Papaver somniferum (opium poppy) is the source of this 2226-nucleotide messenger RNA. RefSeq names its product probable serine/threonine-protein kinase PBL28. The coding region runs from base 573 to 2105 and encodes 510 amino acids. The transcript has 9 exons. Gene Ontology annotation, biological process: protein phosphorylation. The record is from RefSeq and is a predicted model, not a curated record. Gene Ontology annotation, molecular function: protein kinase activity; ATP binding. Lineage: Eukaryota; Viridiplantae; Streptophyta; Magnoliopsida; Ranunculales; Papaveraceae.